Molecule: messenger RNA, 1291 nt
Organism: Syzygium oleosum
Lineage: Eukaryota; Viridiplantae; Streptophyta; Magnoliopsida; Myrtales; Myrtaceae
Product: tobamovirus multiplication protein 2A-like
Exons: 7
Coding region: 186-1037 (283 amino acids)
Cellular component (GO): membrane
Source: RefSeq, a predicted model, not a curated record
GAAAAGUUGUCAUCACCUUUCUUUCCCCUUCUCCUUCUCCUUCUCCUUCUGCUCUCUCUCUCUCUGAGUUGCAGAAUCCGAGGGAAACCCGAAAGGGGCUGGCGAUCAGGGGGCUAGCUGGGUUAGUUGGUGAAUAGUGUUUGGUGGGAGGUUCAAAAGUGAUCGGAGGGGGAGUUAUUUUGGAAAUGGCGUGCCGGGGGUGCAUGGAAUGCGUGCUGAAGCUCUUGAACUUCUUGUUGACGCUUGCUGGUCUGGCGAUGGUGGGAUAUGGGAUCUACUUGUUCGUCGAGUACGAAAGAUCGUCCAGUGACGCCGUCGGUUACUCGCCCGUAGGUGCUGAUGAGGGGUUGGUGCAGCUCGGCCGUCCCUUGCUCGUGAUGGUCUCUCUCUCGUCCAGUAUCUUCGAUAAUCUGCCCAAAGCUUGGUUCAUAUUCUUGUUUAUCGGUGUUGGAUUGGUCCUCUUCAUCAUAUCUUGCUUUGGAUGUACCGGAGCUGUAACUAGGAAUGGUUGCUGUUUGACUUGUUACUCAGUCUUGGUAAUUUUGUUGAUCUUGGUGGAGCUGGGGUGUGCUGCGUUUAUAUACUUCGACAAAACCUGGGAAGAUGAUUUACCUACUGAUAAAACUGGAGACUUUGACAUGAUAUAUGAUUUUCUGAAAGAGCACUGGACCAUAGUCAGAUGGGUGGCUCUUGGAGUGGUGGUAUUGGAGGCAUUGGUCUUCUUGUUGGCUUUGAUGGUUAGGGCAGCAAACAGACCUGCUGAGUAUGACAGUGAUGAUGAGUAUAUUGCCUCACGACAACAGAUCCAGCGGCCAUUGCUGAGCCGGCCACCGCCACCGCCACAGCCAGCUGCAGGCGUUCCAGGGGCCGGUGCCCUGGAUCAGCGGACAAGCAGAAAUGAUGCUUGGAGUACUCGAAUGAGGGAAAAGUAUGGGCUGGAUACUGCUGAGUUCACAUACAAUCCAACUGAGUCGAACAGAUUCCAGCAAGGGCCAACGCAGCCAACGGAAGAAAGGAGCCGCUGCUCUAUUAUGUAACAAUGGUACAUUGAUUUGGGUUUUGUCUUGGGAGAUGAACCCUAGACAACCGCACGUUCAAGUUCAUAACUCAGAGGAGCAGUUUUCUCUUUGUUGAGGAUGUGUAGCAGCCUUUUCUCUCUGUUCUGUUUAUUCCCCCUCUUCCCAUUUGGUCGUGCGUAACCAUGUGUUGCUCGUAGGAUAUGUACUCCGAAACAGUUUUCUUGCCGUGGACUUGGCAACUUUAACGAGCUUAAUCAAAUUUUUGUACUUAA